CGCUUCUUCGCCAAGAUGGUCGCUUCUUCACCAAGAUGGCCGCUUCUUUACCAAGAUGGUCGCUUCUUCACCAAGAUGGUCGCUCCUUUACCAAGAUGGCUUCUUCCAGUCACAUCCACAUGGGUUGGGACAGGAAGUGGGUCUGCGAGAGGUCAGGAGACAAAGCCUGAGCUUCAGCAACAGGAAACGAAGAUGGGAAUCCUGCAUUUUUACACGGGCCUGUGUUCCCUGCCGCCGACGGACCCAGGCAGUCAUCUCUUGCACCACGAAAGUGGCCCGGCGGGGAAAGUGAGGGCUGUCUCCCUCGAGUUGUGUUACAAUGUGGACUGGACAGAGGCCACGGACCCCAGCGAUGAGCAGAGACAGAGGCUACGAUGGCUUUUCACCUCCCCCUUUGACCCAGAAGCUAUCAGCACCGACCCCUCCUUGAGAGAUGUUCCCAACAGCUUCCUGGUGGAAAUCGGACCUCGGUUAAAUUUCUCCACUGCCUGGUCGACCAAUGCUGUCUCAAUCUGUCGCUCUCUCGGUCUCCCAGCCAUCGAUCGUGUCGAGUGCUCUCGACGUUACCUCAUCCAGCUGAGUGAGGGAGCGUGUCUGAGCUCGGGGGAGCGAACGGGAAUGACGGCCAGACUUUAUGACCAGAUGACGGAGUGCGUUUAUGCUCAGCCCAUCACCAGCUUCUCAGUCAGCGCUCAACCGGUUCCCGUCAGCGAGAUCGAUGUGGUGGGGACUGGGAAGCUGGCGCUCGAGAGAGCGAACCAACAGCUCGGUCUGGCGUUUGAUGAGUGGGAUGUGGACUUUUACACAAAUCUCUUUCAGAAGAUUAGGAGGAAUCCAACCAGCGUGGAGUGCUUCGACCUGGCUCAAUCCAAUAGUGAGCACAGUCGACACUGGUUUUUUAAAGGCCAGCUCAGGGUUAAUGGUGAGGAAAUGAAAGCCAGUCUUUUCGAUCAGAUAAUGAAAACCCAGAAUCACAGCAACACCAACAACAUCAUAAAGUUUUCAGACAACAGCAGUGCCAUAGAAGGGAGAUCUGUGACCUGUCUGUAUCCCAACAACCCAACUCAGGCCAGUCACUACAGCCAGAGACACACAACCAGGCAUCUAGUCUUCACCGCAGAGACUCAUAACUUCCCCACAGGUGUCGCCCCAUUUAGUGGAGCGACAACCGGAACGGGGGGAAGAAUACGCGAUGUCCAGGCGACCGGUCGCGGGGCACAUGUGAUCGCGGGAACGGCCGGUUACUGUUUCGGUAAUCUUCUCUACCCUGGACAUGAGGAGCCCUGGGAAGAUCAGGAAUUCCCGUAUCCGGGGAAUUUUGCCCGUCCACUGGAGAUCGCCAUCCAGGCCAGCAACGGAGCCUCUGAUUACGGCAAUAAAUUUGGGGAACCUGUCCUGGCAGGUUUUGCCCGCUCCUUUGGGAUGAGCUUGCCGACGGGUGAGCGGAGGGAGUGGGUUAAACCCAUAAUGUUCAGCGGGGGAAUUGGAACGAUCGAGGCUGAACACGUCCAGAAAAAGACCCCGGAGCUUGCAAUGGACGUGGUGAAGAUCGGGGGUCCUGUGUAUCGCAUCGGAGUGGGGGGAGGAGCUGCCUCAUCUAUUCAGGUCCAGGGGGACAGCUCUGCGGAGCUGGAUUUCGGAGCUGUCCAGCGAGGAGACCCUGAGAUGGAGCAGAGAAUGAACCGGGCAGUGAGAGCGUGUAUCGAGACAUCCCGGGGGAACCCUAUCUGCAGUAUCCAUGAUCAGGGAGCGGGGGGCAAUGGGAAUGUGUUGAAGGAGCUGAGUAUGCCAGCAGGAGCGAUAAUUUAUACUAGUAAAUUCCAGGUGGGAGACCCCACACUGAGCGUGAUGGAGAUAUGGGGAGCAGAAUAUCAGGAGAGCAACGCGCUACUGAGCCGGGCCGAGGACAGAGAAUUCCUGCGGAGUGUGUGUGAGCGAGAGAAGUGUCCCAUCGACUUUGUGGGGAAAAUAACCGGUGACGGCAAGAUUGUUCUUGUGGAUGACAGAGAGCAGGCUGGGGCAGAGGGCAGCGGGGAGCCUGACACGAGCCCGCGAUGCGGUGAAACACGGCAUCCUGUGGACCUGGAACUGGACUGGGUGAUUGGAAAAAUGCCACAGAAGAAGUUUGUACUGAAUGGCAUGAAGCCCACCCUUCUCCCUCUGACGCUCCCCGCAGACCUGAGUGUACGUGACGCGCUCUCUCGGGUCCUGAGGUUGCCCAGUGUGGCCAGCAAACGCUACCUCACCAACAAGGUUGACCGCUCAGUGACAGGGCUGGUGGCCCAGCAGCAGUGUGUGGGGCCGCUGCACACGCCACUGGCUGACGUUGCUGUGGUCGCACUCUCGCACUUCGACACGGUUGGUGGGGCCACCGCACUGGGGGAGCAGCCGGUGAAGGGGAUGAUCAACCCUGCUGCCGGGGCCCGCAUGGCGGUAGCCGAGGCCCUCACCAACCUGGUCUUCGCCCGUGUCACCCACCUCAAGGACGUGAAGUGCAGUGGGAACUGGAUGUGGCCGGCCAAGCUGCCAGGGGAAGGGACGUCUCUGUACGAAGCGUGUCAGGCCAUGUGCCAGGCCAUGCAGGAGCUCGGCGUGGCUCUGGACGGUGGGAAAGACUCCCUGAGCAUGGCUGCCAGAGUGGGCUCCCAGACCGUCAAAGCUCCUGGGUCGCUGGUGAUCUCAGCUUACGCUGUCUGUCCCGACAUCACUGCCACCGUCACCCCUGACCUCAAAAACCCAGAAGGGAAAGGAGUGUUGCUCUAUGUCCCAAUCUCCCCUGGUCACCACCGUUUGGGUGGGGGAGCGCUCGCUCAAGUCUUCUCUCAGCUGGGAGACAAAUGCCCUGACAUGGACAAUGCACAAAACCUCAGCUCCUGCUUCAACGUCACACAGAAACUAUUACAAAUGGGGCUUCUGUGGGCUGGCCACGAUGUGAGUGACGGGGGGCUCCUGGUCUGUCUGCUCGAGAUGGCUUUCGCCGGCAACUUUGGAGUCAAUGUGGAUUUCAGCACCGAAGGCGAGAGUGUGUUGGAGCUGUUGUUUGCGGAGGAGCUGGGGCUGGUCCUGGAGGUGUCAGCGGGGGAUGAGGAGCGAGUCCGGUGUCAGUACAUGGACGUGGGUUUGCGGUGUCUCACUCUUGGACACACAGGAGCAGCUGGUCCCUCUGCUAUGGUGUGUGUGACUGUGGACGGGCAGACAAUUGUAGAGGAGCCUCUCUCUGGUCUGCGGAAUGUGUGGGAACGGCCCAGUUUCCUGCUGGAGCGGCUGCAGACAGACGUGGGGAGUGUGGAAGAGGAGGAGGCAGGGCUGAGUCAGCGGCUGGGACCCUGCUACAGCCUCUCCUUCGACCCCGCGCACGACCCCCGGCCCCCCAAGCACAUCGGAGAUGUGUCUCCCCGUGUCGCCGUGAUCCGCGAGGAGGGGAGCAAUGGAGACCGAGAAAUGGCGGCCGCGCUGUACAUGGCGGGAUUCGAGGUCUGGGACGUAACGAUGACAGACGUGUGUCACGGGUCGAUCACGCUUGACAUGUUCCGUGGUCUCGUGUUCGUCGGGGGCUUCAGCUACGCGGACGUCCUGGGGUCAGCGAAAGGCUGGGCAGCCACGGUGCUGUAUAACCCGCGAGCACGGGCACAGUUUGGGAGUUUCCGAUCGCGUACGGACACCUUCUCUCUGGGGGUGUGUAAUGGCUGUCAGCUGCUGGCCCUGCUGGGCUGGGUGGCUCCCGAGACUGAGGCUGAGCCCAGCAACGUGGACGGACCCGCUCUCCCUCAGGGAGUGUUAUUGACACCGAACCGCUCCGGCCGUUUUGAGUCUCGCUUUGUGUCAGUGUCAGUGCUGCCCAGCCCCAGCCUGAUGCUUAGGGGGAUGGAGGGCUCCACGCUGGGCGUCUGGGUCGCUCACGGCGAAGGCCGGAUGUCUUUCCGUUCCCCGGACACGCUGAGCCGUGUGCUGGCUGGAUCUCUCGCCCCGUUACGCUACGCUGACGAUAAGGGGUCUCCCACGGAAACUUACCCCCUGAACCCCAACGGCUCAGAGCUGGGCAUUGCAGGGCUUUGCUCGGCCGAUGGCCGGCACCUGGCGUUGAUGCCCCACCCGGAGCGGUGUGUCCGGCUCUGGCAAUGGGCCUGGGUUCCCCCUGGCUGGAACCGCUCCCACUCUGUCUCCCCCUGGCUCCGGGUGUUCCUGAACGCCAGUGCCUGGUGCUGCCAGUCCCAAUCCACCUGAGAUGUUAACCCCACUGCCGGUUUUAUCUCCAACCACUCACGCACACACAUCCUCUUGCACGCGCACACUUACAAGCGCUCACGCACAGUCACACUGAUGCUCACACUUGCGCAUUCUCGCACACAGUCACACUCACGCAUGCAUUGUCUCACAGGCACAUCUGAAGCACACACACGCACGCAGACAGUCACCCUCACGCAUUCGCUCACACAUACACACACUAACACAUUCACUUACACACCCAUUGUCACGCACACUCAUACACAAACACAUGUAUGCACACGUGCACACCCAUGCAUUCUCUCGCAUUCACACGUGCAUUCUCACACACACACACACACACGCAGUUCUAUCGCCUGCUGUCUUUUGUGCCUGUUUCAAAAUUGUAGUCAUACUUCCAACCUCGAAAAUAACUUUUCAAAUAAAUAUAUGAAUUAUAAGAACAUCAUUUUCUCCCUCUGGUUAAUUAGAGACAGAGUAAAGCUCCCUCUGCACUGUCCGUCCACACUCC
Molecule: messenger RNA, 4735 nt
Organism: Callorhinchus milii (elephant shark)
Lineage: Eukaryota; Metazoa; Chordata; Chondrichthyes; Chimaeriformes; Callorhinchidae
Gene: pfas
Product: phosphoribosylformylglycinamidine synthase
Exons: 29
Coding region: 16-4224 (1402 amino acids)
Biological process (GO): 'de novo' IMP biosynthetic process
Molecular function (GO): phosphoribosylformylglycinamidine synthase activity
Source: RefSeq, a predicted model, not a curated record